GCUCUCGGCACUAUCUCUCUAUAAAGUUGUUGUUGCGGCUUCCGCCGCGGGUGCAGAAAGAUGGCGUCCGGUAGUGGUGGCUGUAGCGCUUCGGAGAGACUCCCUCCACCCUUUCCCUGCCUGGAGCCGGAGUCCGAGGGGGCGGCUGGGGGGUCAGAACCCGAGGCUGGGGACAGCGACGCUGAGGGAGAGGACAUUUUCACCGGCGCCGCGGCGGCCAGUAAGCCCCAGUCUCCAAAGAGAACUGCUUCCCUUCGUCCCAUCAACAGUGGCUCCAAAGAAAAUGGAGUCCAUGAGGAACAAGACCAAGAGCCACAGGAUCUGUUUGCAGAUGCCACAGUGGAGCUAUCCCUGGACAGCACUCAAAAUAAUAAGAAGGUAUCAGCCAAAACGCUCAUUUCUCUUCCACCACAGGAAGCCACACAUUCUUCUAAGCCCCAGCCAAGCUAUGAGGAGCUAGAGGAAGAAGAGCAGGAGGACCAGUUUGAUUUGACAGUCGGUAUAACUGAUCCCGAGAAGAUAGGAGAUGGUAUGAACGCCUACGUAGCCUACAAAGUUACAACACAGACGAGCUUACCAAUGUUCAGAAGUAAACAGUUUGCAGUGAAAAGAAGAUUUAGUGACUUUCUGGGUCUUUACGAGAAGCUUUCAGAGAAACACUCUCAGAAUGGCUUCAUUGUCCCUCCUCCUCCUGAGAAGAGCCUAAUAGGAAUGACAAAAGUGAAAGUUGGGAAGGAAGAUUCUUCUUCUGCAGAAUUUCUUGAAAAACGAAGGGCUGCUCUAGAAAGGUACCUUCAGAGGAUUGUGAAUCAUCCAGCCAUGGUACAGGACCCUGAUGUCAGGGAGUUCUUGGAAAAAGAAGAGCUGCCACGCGCCGUGAGUACCCAGACGUUGAGUGGCGCUGGUCUCCUCAAAAUGUUCAACAAAGCCACAGAUGCAGUCAGCAAAAUGACCAUCAAGAUGAAUGAGUCAGACAUUUGGUUUGAGGAGAAGCUCCAGGAGGUAGAGUGUGAGGAGCAGCGCUUACGGAAGCUGCAUGCUGUUGUAGAAACUCUAGUCAACCACAGGAAAGAGCUAGCGCUGAACACAGCCCAGUUUGCAAAGAGUCUAGCCAUGCUCGGCAGCUCUGAGGACAACACGGCAUUGUCACGAGCGCUCUCCCAGCUGGCUGAGGUGGAAGAAAAAAUUGAGCAGCUCCACCAGGAACAGGCCAACAAUGACUUCUUCCUCCUCGCUGAGCUUUUGAGCGACUACAUUCGCCUCCUGGCCAUAGUCCGCGCUGCCUUUGACCAGCGCAUGAAGACCUGGCAGCGCUGGCAGGAUGCUCAAGCCACACUGCAGAAGAAGCGGGAGGCUGAGGCCCGGCUGCUGUGGGCCAACAAGCCUGACAAGCUGCAGCUGGCCAAGGAUGAGAUCGCAGAGUGGGAGUCUCGGGUGACUCAGUAUGAAAGGGACUUUGAGAGGAUUUCAACAGUGGUUCGAAAAGAAGUGGUACGGUUUGAGAAAGAGAAAUCCAAGGACUUCAAAGACCAUGUGAUCAAGUACCUGGAGACACUCCUGUAUUCACAGCAGCAGAAGAUUUUCAUUGUAAAUGCGCCUGUAGCUGGGAACCCUAAAGAAAAUAAAGAAUGCCUUUGCAGAAGCUCAGAUCUCAAAGGUGAGAAGACGACAGAUCUGCCAAAGCUGGGCCAGUAUGUGGACUGAGGGGAGAGAGGGCGGCGAUGGAAGGAGGGUCCUGUGCUGAGCAUGCUCAGGGCCCACAUGGGGUUGAAGACCAUGGGUUUCAAGGGGCAUCAAGCCCCAAGCUCGUGGGAUUUUCCCCACCAGUACUCAUCGGCCUAGCAGGUGAGGAAGAGAAGGGAGGAAAUGCUAACAGUGAACCGUCCUGGAGCAGAGAAGGACACACCUUUGCUGCAGUUGGCAUGCCCCUGAACUGUCUUUGGAGACACUGGCUAAGAUUCAUACGUGAGCUGAGUGUUAGAAAUGGAUGCGAACACCUCAGCUCUGUCUUCUGGACUCCGAGAAUGGUGUGUACAUCACCUGCCAAUGUCUCGUGAUACCAGUUGUGUGAUUUUAUGUUGGCUCUCUCCACCAAACUGUAAGCUCUCUGAGGUGUAUGUCUUUAUCACUCCAUGGCCCCCAGCAGGAAUCUGGGCUCAGAACAGGUGCCAAACAGAUAACUGUUGAAUGACUGUUCUCCACCUGCAGACCCUGCCACCUGGCAUUCACAGCCCUCCGUGAGAGGACCCCAGCUCACUUUUCCUUGUUUGUCUCCCAGUCCUUCGAAACAGUGGCUGACACCUCAUGGAAACUGAUGCCAAAUAUGGUCUUAACCUCCCUUCUGUGUAGCCUGAGAAGCCUUUGUUAAUGCUGGGCUUUGUGCCUACAGCAUUCAUUCUCAGCCCUCGUCCCUGUCUUCAGUCUCAGAAUUAUAACUGUCUGAAACAGGCAUUUGAGAGGAGCCCUGGUGGCGCAGUGCUUAAAUGCUCGGCUGCUAACUGAAAGGUCAGUGGUUUGACCCCACCAGCCACUCCACUGGAGAAAUAUGUGGCAGUCUGCUUCUGUAAAGAUAACAGCCUUGGAAACCCCAUGGGGCAGUUCUACUCUGUCCUGUAGGGUCGCUAUGAGUCAGAAUCGACUCGACAGCAGUGGGUUUUGUUUUAGUCGUCAACGUGGUGGAUGCGAGUAGAAGUAAAAGGAGAUAGGGCAUUUACCAGUCUCAGAGCUUUCCCUGAGGAUCCCCAUAGACACUUCUAGAAACCAAAUCCAUGAGGAUGACUGUCCAAGGAUGGGCAUCAUAGUAUUGUCUAGUUACAAAAACUGGAAUCAAUCUAAAUGUCCAUCAGGAAGGGAUUAAACGAAUUAUGGUACAACCAUAUUAAUCGGAUAUUAUACAGCUGUUGAAGAUGAUAUAUAGCUAUAUUCAUUGACAAGGAAAUAUCUCUAUUAUAUAUUUUUCAGUGAAAAAAGCAGGUUAUAGAAUUGCAUGUAUGGUACGAUCCACAUUUAUAUAAAAUUACAUGGGAAGGAUGUUGAUUGAAUUGUUAACUGUGAUUGCCUCUAGGGAUGGAAUUUUGCAUUAUUUUUAAUUUUUUAUGCCAUUUGAUACUGCUUGAAAUUUCUGUGUAUUUAUAAUCAGAAAUUUAAAAUAAAGCUAUUUUCAUUAU
This is a messenger RNA of Trichechus manatus latirostris (Florida manatee), 3167 nucleotides long. It is a transcript of the gene SNX1, whose product is annotated as sorting nexin 1. Gene Ontology annotation, cellular component: endosome; endosome membrane. The transcript is spliced from 15 exons. NCBI's taxonomy places the organism in Eukaryota, Metazoa, Chordata, Mammalia, Sirenia, Trichechidae. Bases 61 to 1704 code for a protein of 547 amino acids. The record is from RefSeq and is a predicted model, not a curated record. Gene Ontology annotation, biological process: early endosome to Golgi transport; intracellular protein transport. Gene Ontology annotation, molecular function: phosphatidylinositol binding.